This is a messenger RNA of Trichoderma atroviride IMI 206040, 1342 nucleotides long. RefSeq lists its product as uncharacterized. NCBI's taxonomy places the organism in Eukaryota, Fungi, Ascomycota, Sordariomycetes, Hypocreales, Hypocreaceae. Gene Ontology annotation, molecular function: proteasome binding. The record is from RefSeq and is a predicted model, not a curated record.
CUCAGCGGGCGAGUCGGACCUGGACGACGACGACAAUGUCGCCGACCCCGUCGAUACCGUCAGCAUCACCAUCUCGCAUCGCGGCCAGAAGCUGCCCUUUGAGCUGGACGCCGACAACACCGUCAUGGACCUGUUCUGCGAGAUCGAAGCCGUCCUCGAGAUUCCCAUCCAGAACAUUAAGGUCAUGGUGCCCAAGGGCCCCUUUAUCAAGUACCCCUUCAAAGACCCUGAGUAUUCGGUAAAGAACCUCGCCGGCAAGACAAUCUCCGUCAUGGGAUCAACCGCAACCGACGUCCAGGCCGUGCAGACCAUGUGCCACAAGCUGCACAAAAUCAAGGCCGCCCGCGAGGCCCAGCGAUCCAAGGCCAAGUCAAAGACGACCCGGCGUCGCACAGCCGCAUCGCCAGAAGAUCUCAAAUACACCUUUAUGCAGGUUCGGCCGCUGGGCGGGCUGCCUAAUCCAGAGCGCAGCCUGAAGCUGCUGAUGCGCCUCAAGGAGGAUCCGGGCAUCAAGGCAGCCAUGAAGAAGCACAAGUUCACCGUGGCGCUGCUGACGGAGAUGGAGCCGCUGGCACAUACCGAGUCGACGCACGAGGGAACGACACGCAUCCUGGGCCUGAACCGCAACCAGGGCGAAGUGAUUGAGCUGCGUCUGAGAACAGAUGCGCACGACGGAUACCGUGACUACAAGACGAUUCGCAAGACUCUGUGUCACGAGCUCACGCACAACGUCCAUGGACCCCAUGACCGACAGUUUUGGGAUCUUUGCCACCAGAUUGAGCGCGAGGUCGACGCAGCCGACUGGAAGACUGGCGGCCAGACAAUCGGCGAGUCAUCGCGCUACCACAUCUCAGGCCAGGAUGAAGAGGAAGACGUGCAUGAAGACGACGGCGGCUGGACAGGCGGCGAGUUUGUGCUGGGCGGCAGCAAGAUGAGCAGCGCGGGCCUCAGCCGACGAGAAAUCCUGGCGCAGGCGGCACUGGAGAGACAGCGAAAGGAGGCAGAGGAGGAGGCGACUGCGGUGGAAGCGGUGGAAAAGGGAUGGCGGCCGUGCCAGAGACCACAGCCACCGAACAAUGAUCGUAACUUGUGAAAAGGAGCGUGAGAGACAAAGGCAUUUGCAUUAGUUGGCGUUACUUAAUGGCAGGAGCAUAAGGCUUUCUUUUUUUUGUUUGGUUUUUGUGUGUUUGUAUCGGAGCUCCAUCACAGAUGGAAGGGAAGCAAUAUCUGGGUUUUAUUAGCGUGUUAAGAUGGAUGAAUUAUUUUGUGAGUGUAAGGAGAGAUUUUAAGAAAGAGAAAGGAUGAGACUCAUCUCAUAUCAAUCUACAAUUAUUUCUACUUG